CCUCGGCCGCUGCUGGCCCCGGCUGCGCCGUCCGGCCCUGGCUGGGCGAGCGGGGGGACGACCAUGAGCGCCUUGCGGGAUGUCUCGCUGCAGGACCCGCGGCUGCGCUACGAGCUCAUCCAGCGCAUCGGCUCGGGCACUUACGGCGACGUUUACAAGGUGCGCAAAAGACGGCGCGCCCAGGGCGCACGGCCGGCUUUUUUGGAGAGGGAUCCUGGAGAUGACAUCGGAUCCAUUCAGCAAGAAAUCACUACGCUCAGGGAUUGUCGCCAUCACAAUGUUGUGAUGUAUUUUGGAAGCUACCUCAGGAAUGAUCGGCUGUGGAUUUGUAUGGAAUACUGUGGAGGAGGAUCCUUGCAGGAGAUUUAUCACACUAUUGUUCCUCCUUCUCUCUCCUCCACAGCCGACUUUGGGGUCUCGGCAGAAUUGACCGCUUCGGUGGCCAAGCGAAAAUCGUUCAUCGGAACGCCCUAUUGGAUGGCACCAGAGGUGGCCGCGGUGGAGAAGAAAGGCGGAUACAACCACCUGUGCGAUAUCUGGGCCCUGGGCAUCACCGCCAUUGAACUGGCCGAGCUGCAGCCACCACUCUUUGACCUGCAUCCCAUGAGGCUUAUGACGUUUUCCCCGAUAAAAUCUGUUCGAGUAAGCCACGUGGGCCAUCAGAAGGCACCCUCUCUGAGAUCCAGCCAGACCGAAGAAGAGGAAGAGAAUUGGAUGGUUCUUGGAGAUGGAGAGAGCCUGCUUCAGUCCGUCGAAGAGGCCUUAGAAGAGAGGAGUCUAACCAUCCGCCCAGCGCAUCCUACAGAGCAGACCCAGGAAGAGCAGCGGACGGGGGGACUUGGGGAGGAAUUGUCCAGCACUAUCAAAAGAGGACCCUUUUGGGAUUUUCUCAACAUGGAGCUGACGUAUAAGGCUCCCUGGGAGCAGGAUGGAGAGCGCUCGGAUCUGGAAGGGCCCAGGAGCCACACCGCCCCAGAGGCUGCUGUGUCAUGGAUUACCCCCUACGCCCAAAGUUCAUAUGGGAGCUUGCUUUUCCAAAGUUUUCAACGGCUGCCCGCUGAAGAUCAACUCAGCUACAACGUGGAUCCAUCCAGAAACACGAGAUCUGUAUCUGGUGGUGGGAGCAGAGGAAGGUAUAUACACCUUGAAUCUUCACGAGCUCCACGAAGACACGAUGGAGAAGCUCCUUCCCCACCGAUGCUCUUGGGUCUACUGUAUUAACAACACCCUCCUGACUUUGGCAGGUGAGUCUCUAGGGGAACGUCCUCUCGUCCUGGCCAGCCACGUCACUCAGAUGGACCGAGAUACCGUCCUUGUUUGUUUUGAACUACAUUUUAAUCCAUUUUCCUUUCAUGGCAGGAAGUUCGCUCUGUCAGCCAAGAUAGCAGAUACCAAAGGGUGCCUUAAAUGUCAAGUUGUCCGAAAUCCUUACUCAGGAAACACCUUUCUGUGUGCCGCCCUGCCCUCCAGCCUGGCUCUCCUACAGUGGUACGAACCCCUGCAGAAAUUUAUGCUACUGAAGCACGUCCCCGUGCUGCUCCCCGACCCCCUCUCCCUUUUUGAGCUGCUGGUCGUGGAGUCAGAGGAAUACCCUCAAGUCUGCUUCGGCGUCACCGGCAGCGAUCAGCCGGGAGCCGAGCUGCAUUUCAGCGUCCUCUCGCUCAGUACCGGCCACACCACCUCCAGCCCUUCCAUGUGCCUUCAAGACAGUGUCUUGGCUUUCUGGAAACAUGGCAUGCAAGGCCGAAGCCUGGAAUCUAGUGAGGUGACCCAGGAGGUCACAGACGAAUCCAGGGUGUUCCGAGUCUUGGGUGGUCACAGGGACAUCAUCCUUGAGAGCACCCCAACCGACAAUCCCACGGCGCAGAGCAACCUCUACAUCCUGACGGGUCACGAGAGCAGCUACUGACUUUCCUCCACUCCCAGGCCCUGCGCAGGCAAUGUGGAGCCUUCCUGAGCCGACGGCGGCAACGUCCCGGAAUCGGAGAUGCUCUGGGUGGGCGUUGACAGAGGACAGCUCAGAUGGUCCUGGAUCCUGGACCGAAUGCUGGUUGGGCACCAGAGAUGGUCUUGGCGCCUGGCUGGCCCUGCUCCCCAUAUUCGGGGCCAACGUUUCUUGAGAUAAUUCUGCAAUAAUUCAACCGCUUGGCAGUUCGGGAGAAACUCGCACCAGGAUCCCGGCUGACACCUUGUGCCUGCUUCGAUGCUUCUUCCUUCCCCCGCCCCGCCUCUUCCUCUUCCUUUAAAAUGUCUAGAUGGUGUGUGGGUGCCACAUCUUGGCACUCCCGACAGAGUGAAGACAAUCGUUUGCCACGGGUAUAAGAAGCCACCUUCCUUCUUAAGCUUCAGCUUUUACGUCUUCAGGGCACAUUGAAGUUCUGGGCUGUUAUUCCGGAAUAAGGGGCGAGGGAUAAAUGUUUAUUUUUUGGGGGGGGCAGCCAGCUGGAGAAAUUUAGGGCCCCACCCAGGACGAACGAAACCGGGUUUAAUGGAAUGGAUGUGAUAGUCAGGGGUGAAAUCAACUUACCUUUGGUCCAGUAGCAGUGUAAGUGAUUGCUCGCUUGCGCCACCUCUGCAGAUGCACGGGACCUCCCACGCAUGCACAGAGCAUUACAAACGGACAUAAUGAUGUCCGAGAAAUGGGCGGAGCCUGCUACCAACCGCAUU
Molecule: messenger RNA, 2667 nt
Organism: Thamnophis sirtalis
Lineage: Eukaryota; Metazoa; Chordata; Lepidosauria; Squamata; Natricidae
Source: RefSeq, a predicted model, not a curated record